AUGUCAACUUCCUUUCCGUUGACGCUAUCAGCACCUUUUACUCAAACGUAUCGCCGUCAGAUUUCCAAGCGUCGUCCGCUCUCAGUUUCAUGCGUCACAGACAAACCCCAACUCGGCGCAGAAAUCUUUGUCGAAUCGCUUGAGCGACAUGGUAUAGAUACCGUGUUCGCUUAUCCAGGAGGAGCGUCAAUGCARAUACACCAAGCCAUUAAUGGCUCAAAAAUCAAAAAUAUUCUACCUAGGCAUGAGCAAGGAGGUGUAUUCGCAGUGGAGGGAUACGCUCGUGUUACCUUUAAAAAUAUACGCUCGUGUUACGGGGAAACCCGAUGUCUGUAUAUUUUUAAAGGAAACACGAGCGUAUCCCUCCGCUGCAAAUACAGCUCCUUGCUCGUGCCUAAGUAG
Messenger RNA from Arabis nemorensis, 402 nucleotides. The record is from the annotation of a GenBank genome assembly. Lineage: Eukaryota; Viridiplantae; Streptophyta; Magnoliopsida; Brassicales; Brassicaceae.